AAAAUUGUAUCAUUUCAUCCUUUCAAGUCUAAACGGCAACACAUCCCGAGCAACGACAUAAGUGGUAGAGCGGUGCGCUUUUUUCGUACGAUCCCGUUAUUGUUGUGUGUGGAUUGAUUAAUAUCGUUUAGUUUAUUACGAACAAAAAAAUUUAAAAGAGAAAGUGCAUUCAACGAACAGUGUGCAAGUUCAAAGGUUAAGUUCACAGUUUCGAAUAACCGAAAGUUAAAAGUUACGCGAAAAGUCAAAAAGGACUUAAAAAAGCAUAAACAAAACUCUAACAAAUAAAACAAAAGUGUUUGCAAAAAUGUCACAAAUCAAAGCGAUUUUCGGUGUCUUGUGUUUGAUCACAGUUGCUGCUGCACUUCCCGCCGAGGAGACACGCGGUCAUGCGCGCAAUGCAGUUAGCGGGGACAAUGACAUCAUGGAUAGCAUCUACAGCGAUUGCUUGCGUAAGGAUUCUGUUUCUUGUGUCAAAUAUAAGCUCUUCAAUUUCGUCGACAAAGUGCUCUCCGCUCGCGAACAGUUCUCGCUGACCGAAGGUGUGACAGUAGUGCGUUCGCCCGAUGCGCCAGCCACCGAAGCUGCACGCUCCAUCUCUGGGGACGAAUCAUUCGAAUCGUUGGCUCUCAAUCGCAUUUCAAGCUUCUUAAACUCCCACACCAUUAAGGUCGAAUUGAAGGGUGCCGAUAUUGUGCAAGCAGUCAGCUCAACCGGACGUGCGCUCGAAGAUGUCUCCGAAUCAUUGUUCGGUGGUAAUGACGAUCCCAACGCACCCGAAGAGAGCCGUGGCAAGAAGAAGAAGGCUGCCAAAAUUUUGGGCCCCAUUCUUGCUUUGGUCGCAUUGAAAGCCGCUGCCCUCCUACCACUAUUGUUGGGCGCCAUCGCUUUAAUCGCUGGUAAGGCUUUGCUCAUCGGUAAAAUCGCUUUGGUGCUGUCCGCUGUGAUCGGUCUGAAGAAACUGUUGUCUCAAGAGAAACAUGUCACCUACGAGGUGGUCGCCCAUCCACACCACAGCGCAUCCCACUCCGUCAGCCACGACUCGUACGGCAGCGGUUACAGCGCCGAUGCCGGUGCUUCUGGUUCAUACGGCAGCUCUGGUCAUGGUGGCUGGGGACGCUCACUCGAUGCACAAGACUUGGCUUAUGCUGCCCAAAAGCCACAAGCAUAAGUUGCUUGCAGUUAAGGGGAACUACAAUGGACUUUACAACGACAUUUGGCAGGGGAACAAUAUUUGGAGCUUAAAAACCCAACGACAAACAAAUCAACGAUUAGCACGAAAUUCGGACCUGUGGACAGGCAAUACGAUUGGCAGCAAGCAGAUGAAAAAACAUGUGAAAAAACCGCUCUAAACUUUCCGCGUGUACGCGUGCGAUCGUUGGGGAAAAGCGCAAAGCUGCCAAGGUCGAGGCCCAACUAGACACAACGACAACGAAAGCCACAAGACACAAAAAAAAAAUUGAACAAAACAAAUCUUAAUUAUAUUAAUUUAUUUGCUAAUUAAUUUAUUUAAUUUAUUACAUACUUUUACUUUCAUUAAAAAGAUAUAAAAAUCAAAACGACUCGUAGCCUUGACCUUUUGGUUCAGUGGAUACACAAAGUAAAUAUCUAGAAAAAAAUCAUAUGAAAAUACGAAAACAAAAUACGAUGCAGUAAAGCAUCUAUAUAAAAACUGCGUGUGUGCAUUUUAUAACUUAAAUUAUUUACAUAUUUAUAUUCAUAUUUAAUCUACAAAGUAAUUUAUUUAUUUUGUUUUAGUAAUUUUUCUUUUAAGCUAACGCUAAAUCACAAACUGUUUAAGAUUAUGUAAAAAUUAGCAGACAAAAUGAGAGACGAAGUCGGUACCUUAAUAUAUUUAUAAAUUUUUCAUCCCUUUUUUGCAUAGCAGGCAAUGCUGCACAUCUCACACUUGGCAAUGCUUAAAGGGAGUUGCUUUUUAGCGUUUAGAUUGUUUGCACGACGGCUCAUUGUGCGCUGACCUAUGCUGAUUGGCUGGGCUGGCAAGGCGACGAGCAGCAGAUCAACUAGCUUAACAACUGCCACAGCGAAGACUUACCAGCUUCACAUUAACACGCACUUACCACUUAAUAGCGCACUAAGUGCAUAUAACUGUUCUUAACUUCACCUCUCUUUCACUUGCAGCUCAAUUUCAAUUUAACCUCAAAUUACUAGAAGCACACAUACUUUAACACUUUAACUCUAGAUUUAUUUUCUUAAACUUUUCUUUCAUUUUCAUAUUUCAUGUCUAAUCUACUCUCACUUCACGCACUUUCAGCUAAGCUCACUUCACUCUCGAACAUUGACUACUGCACCUCUUCGCUCAUUACUGCAACGCACACACACAACAGAGAACUCAUAUACGAUACUUGAAAAUUUCACUCAAUUCUCACUCACUUUCAUUACUCUCGCCUUUAUAAGGGCUCUAUCAUGCUAUCCUUUAAAACUUUACAAACUGCUAUCUGUGACUAUUCUUGCCACUCUUAAGCUACGCUUUAAUUCGAUUUAUAACUCUUCAUAUUAUCUUAGUUUUCUCUUGUACAAAUCGCUUUACUAUACUUACUUUAGCUCUCACUCGUACAAACCUUUGUACAUUCUCUACAUGUAACUUUAUUAAUUAUAUUUUCAGUUAAAAUUCUAGUCUUACGUAUAAACAUACAAACACACAUAUACAAAUGCGUGAGUUUAGAAAGAAAAACAUACCAGCGUUCCAAUCUUUUCUUUAACUCUAUAAUACAAUUACUUGAAAUAAAAAUACUCAAUAUUUUUUAAGUACUACAUCUAAUUUCAUAAGCAUAUGCACAAACAUAGCUAUAAAACACUAUUUUACUCAUUUCACUCUUUUUCACUUGAUCUUCCUUCCUUUACACUCUCUUCAUACUAUCCUUCUUUAUAAAGGAGUUCAUAGUUUCGAUCAAAAUCGCCAUAACUUGCCAUAGGUUUCGAACUAAACUGCCCUCUCACUCACUUCUAUACUCUUUUUAUAACACUCAACUUACAAUUUCACUCAAAGAAAUCUUUGCUAUAUGUUUCUUUCAUAUUAGCGAAAAAAUAGGAAUAACUUUCUUUAACCAGAUUUAUUUUUAAUAGCUACUUCUCUACUACUACUUUCUACAUUUAUGCAUUCAAAACUCGCAGACUCUUUCGUUACAUCUCGCAAAAAUACUUAAACUUCACUCUCCUGAAUUUCAUACAUAUCUUUCUUACAUCUCCAUUGCUACUAACUAGUACUCACUCCUUCAAAAUCACUUUGACUCUACUACUUUUAACUGCAAAACGUCCUUUUUUGCUAUACUUCAUCUUCAACUUUUCAAACUG
Molecule: messenger RNA, 3315 nt
Organism: Zeugodacus cucurbitae (melon fly)
Lineage: Eukaryota; Metazoa; Arthropoda; Insecta; Diptera; Tephritidae
Exons: 1
Coding region: 308-1171 (287 amino acids)
Source: RefSeq, a predicted model, not a curated record